UCUGCUCAUAUUCGUCAGGACUUUUGAAGGAGAAGGAUGACUGUUACAACAUACAAAAUGUUGACAUUGUCCAUAUCGGUCUUAGUUGGACUCUUCCUAUUAGUUGGUGAUGUCGAAGGAGGCGAAUGCUGUAAAGCCCAUGAUGGGAUUUUUACAAUUGCUACAAACAAAGAGAUGUGGUGUAGUGAUUACUGCUGUUUCAAGUUAUCUAACUACUACUGUUGCGAUGACAUAUCCUUCCAGGCUGACAGUUGGGACCGAGAGGAAAUCUGUGGUGAUUACUUCUCACAAAAUGUCUGGGCUCCAAUCCUGAUCAGUAUAGCCUGCCUUGCGUCGUUGAUCGUUAUCAUGAAUAAAAUGGUGCGGGCCAACGUAUACGAAAUCAAUUGA
Pecten maximus is the source of this 390-nucleotide messenger RNA. RefSeq lists its product as uncharacterized. NCBI's taxonomy places the organism in Eukaryota, Metazoa, Mollusca, Bivalvia, Pectinida, Pectinidae. The coding region runs from base 37 to 390 and encodes 117 amino acids. The transcript is spliced from 4 exons. The record is from RefSeq and is a predicted model, not a curated record.